Nematostella vectensis (starlet sea anemone) is the source of this 964-nucleotide messenger RNA. RefSeq lists its product as uncharacterized. The record is from RefSeq and is a predicted model, not a curated record. Lineage: Eukaryota; Metazoa; Cnidaria; Anthozoa; Actiniaria; Edwardsiidae. The transcript is spliced from 4 exons. Bases 149 to 685 code for a protein of 178 amino acids.
AACACGCCAUACGGGGUUUUGUGGCGGGCAUUCCAUCGAUCGACAGUUGAGGGUCGAAGUCGUAAGAGCAAGAUAAAAAUUCUAAUCGUCCGUGGUUACUGUAACACCCAUUCUCUGCAAAGAUAUUCAGACAAUUACAACAAAUACUAUGGCAAACCAAAGAGCAACUAGUGACUGGUACUACGAUGCACCAUCUUAUAAUCAGUCACCUGUAAGUGCACCACCUGCAUCCCAGAUACCUGGACUCAGUCAUGCUGACAACUUGCCUUUAGAUCUGGAUGAGCAGAAUUUUAGCAAGAAAAAGGGACUAGUUGAUACUGACUCUGAGUACAUUCGGUUAGCGAAAGCUGGUGGCCAGAAAGGGCUUUUGUCAAUGGACAAACAAGCUGAUGAGUAUGAGAACAAGCCAAAACACUACAACAGAGUUAACUGGUUUGACCAUGUCCAUGCUGAUAAUGAGGAAAUACCAGUGGACAGGGUAUUCCAGUCUUCCAAGAGGCAUCACCAGCAAUCUGGGCCACAUCAAGUACUUCCUGAUUGGUUUGCUCAUGACCAUAGUAACGAGGAGACUCCAACACGUCCCCAGAAACAAUCAUCAAGCCACAAUCCCAUCAGCCAAGACAAUCUUAGUGCCUGGCAAAGGCAAAAUACAGAUGAUACCCGCUUCAGCAGAAAGAAGCACUGAGGUUCCAUUGGCAUCAAAGAAAUGACUGUGCCACAAUAAAUCCCUUGGCUGCAAAAACAGACAUUGUAUUAUAUUAAAAAGGAACUACCUAUAACUAGUUACAUUGUGUAUUAUAGAGUGCUUUUAGCAGGACAUGUGUGAAGUUGAGGGUUUUCUGAUGCUUGUAUAGGGUUUAAAAACACAAAACAUUGUUCAUUUUUUAAUACUUAAUUAUAGUUUUAUGAUUAAUAAAUUGAUAUGUGAUUUUUUUAUGUAUUAUUAAAAUCUGUUUUAAUUGUU